Molecule: messenger RNA, 1560 nt
Organism: Ostreococcus lucimarinus CCE9901
Lineage: Eukaryota; Viridiplantae; Chlorophyta; Mamiellophyceae; Mamiellales; Bathycoccaceae
Exons: 1
Coding region: 1-1560 (519 amino acids)
Biological process (GO): 'de novo' IMP biosynthetic process
Cellular component (GO): cytosol
Molecular function (GO): IMP cyclohydrolase activity; phosphoribosylaminoimidazolecarboxamide formyltransferase activity
Source: RefSeq, a predicted model, not a curated record
AUGAACGAACUCGCGAGAGGGCUGGCGGGAUUGGGGUACGAAAUCGUGUCCACGGGCGGGAGCGCGAAGGCGAUCGAGGCGAGCGGGACGGCGGUGACGAGCGUGGACGCGGUGACGGGAUUCCCUGAGAUGCUCGAUGGACGCGUGAAGACGCUGCAUCCGGGCGUGCACGGAGGUAUACUGGCGAAACGUGAGGACGCGUCGCACAUGGAGGCGAUCGCGAAGCAUGGGAUCGAUACCAUCGACGUCGUGGCGGUGAACCUGUACCCGUUUCGGGAAACCGUGGCGGGCGGAGGAGAUUUCGCGCAGUGCGUGGAGAACAUCGAUAUCGGUGGACCGGCGAUGAUUCGGGCGGCGGCGAAGAACCACCCGCACGUGUACGUCGUCGUCGAUCCGAACGAUUACGAAAAGUUGAUUGAACAUUUGAAGAGUUCGCCGAGCGCGGCGGACGACUUGAAGUUCAAGCGCGAGUUGGCGUGGAAGGCGUUCCAACACUGCGCCUCGUACGACUCCGUGGUUUCGGAAUACUUGUGGAGUCAAAUCGGCGAGGGUGCCCCAGCGCCCGAGCUUUCGGUGCCGAUGACGCUCACGGCGGCGCUGCGAUACGGGGAGAACCCGCACCAACCCGCCGCGGUAUACGCGGAUGGUUCGCUCGCCGAGUCUACGGGCGAGGGCGUGGCGCGAUCGAUCCAGCAUCACGGCAAGGAAAUGAGUUACAACAACUAUCUCGAUGCCGACGCCGCGUACGGGUGCGCGUGCGAUUACCCGACGAGCGAUCCGACGUGCGUCAUCGUCAAGCACACCAACCCGUGCGGCAUCGCGAGCGCGAGCGGCGCCAAUGGCGAUUUGCUCGAAGCUUACCGCAUGGCGGUUCGCGCCGAUCCGAUCUCCGCGUUCGGUGGCAUCGUCGCCUUCAACUGUACGGUCGAUGCGGACAUGGCGCGAGAAAUUCGCGAGUUCCGCUCUCCCACCGACGACGAGACGCGCAUGUUUUAUGAAAUCGUCAUCGCUCCGUCCUACACUCCCGAAGGUUUGGAGGUGUUGAAGGGUAAGUCCAAGACGCUGCGCAUCUUGGAAACCAAGCCGCGCACGGGAUCAACGAAGAGCUUGCGACAAGUCGGCGGUGGCUGGCUCGAGCAAGCCUCGGACUCUCUCGUGCCCGAGGACAUUACGUUUGAAGCCGUCUCUGACGUCAAACCCACGCCAGAGCAACUCGAAGCCUUGAAGUUUGCCUGGCGCGCGGUCAAGCACGUCAAGUCCAACGCCAUCACCGUCGCCACCACCGGUCGACUUCUCGGCAUGGGCUCCGGCCAGCCCAACCGCGUGAACUCUGUUCGCAUCGCCCUCGAAAAGGCGGGCGAAGAGGCGCAGGGCGCCGUUCUCGCCUCGGACGCCUUCUUCCCUUUCGCUUGGGGCGAUUCCGUGGAGAUCGCGUGUCAGGCCGGCAUCAAAGCCAUCGCCCAUCCCGGCGGUUCCAUGCGCGACCAAGACGCCGUGGACGUGUGCAACAAGUACGGCGUCGCCCUCGUCACCACCGGUCAUCGACACUUCCGUCACUAG